This is a messenger RNA of Aphidius gifuensis, 1710 nucleotides long. RefSeq lists its product as uncharacterized. The record is from RefSeq and is a predicted model, not a curated record. NCBI's taxonomy places the organism in Eukaryota, Metazoa, Arthropoda, Insecta, Hymenoptera, Braconidae. The coding region runs from base 1 to 507 and encodes 168 amino acids. The transcript has 4 exons.
AUGAGUGCUAGAAAAAAGUCAAUUUUAACAAAUAUUAAAAAUAAAAAUACAUGUAAAUCAAAAAUAGCAACAACAUCAGAUCCUCAAUUAUAUAAUAAACUUGAUUAUGAAGAAAAAAAUAAUGACAAAGACACAGUGCUAUUAGAUGUUGAUAAAUUAUCAUCUGAUGAAUUAAAUAAUUCAAUUGAACGUGUUAAAAAAAAUCCAAUUGAACCAUUUAAAUUUUUGACUAAUAUUAUUGAUGAUUCAAAUGGAUUACUGAAUGAAAAAAAAAUAAUACCAAAACAAACUGAGAUUGACAUUAAAUUGGCGACAUUGUCACGUAGAAUUCAGAUGAAUAAAUCAAUUCUCGAAAAGGCAUUUAAGCGAGUUAAAGAUAUUGAUUUUUUGGUUGAACCUAGUAUUAUUAAUUCAAUACAAUUAUCAUCAGAUGAUGAUAGUUUCGAAAGAGAAAUAUUGAGUGAUCAAAAUGAACAAGAUGCUGCUAAAUCUGACGAGAUAAAAUAGACUGUUUAUUCGACAUCUUGGUAGAAAUAAUUAGUUAGAAUUCAACGAUGAUUAUUUUAUUAAUUUGGUUAAAUACAUUUUGAUCCAUAUAAUACACAUAAACAUCAUUCACAUUUACAGAAAUCUUUAUACCAAAAUUCGGUAAAUAUAUCACUUAUUAAUUACAUGAUAAACUUUUUUUUAAUAAAAAAAUUAAAGUACAUUAUUUGUUUUAAAUUGUCAAUUGAUAUUUAUUUAUUUUCUUUGUCAAAAAAUAAUUAUCAAGUUGUUUAUUUGUUUAAAAAGAAUUUUAAAAAAAUUGGCAAAUUGAAUUUUUGUUUGAAUUAAGUAAAUAAAUUAAGCUAUUAUUAUUUUUCGAUUAAAAUUAUAAAUUUACAAUCUCAUUUUCUUCAGUAACUGUGAUAUUUUGUUUUUUUUUUUAUUUAUUUUCUAACAACAAUCUUUAAGUCGGACCCAUACACCAGCUUUUUAAAUAUAUUUUUUGUUUUUAAUUAUAUUUAUUUAUCAAUUUGAAAUUAUUUUUAUUAUUACAACACACAAUUUCUAGCUUAUAUCUCAUUUUGAUAAAUAUAUAGUUGACGAAAAUAAUGAUAGUAUAUUUUUUUAAAAAUUAUAUUUGCCAAUGUGGAAGGAUUACGAGAAAAGAAAAAAAUUUUUAUUUUUAAUUUUUUGAUUGAUAAUUUGAUAAUUAAAAAUAUGAAAUAUUAAUAAAAUUUAUUUUAUUAAUUUUAUAUUUAUUAAAAAUUAUAAAACUCAAUUUUUUUAAAUCAUUUUUUAAUUAAUUCAUUGCUUAUUGUCUGUCUGUUCACAUAGCAGAUUUUAACAAACGCAUUUUCUCUCAUCUCAUAAUAUUUGUUCAAAAAUUUUUACAAACUAGAUUAUAUAAUUAAAUAAGAAUUAUAUAAACUCAAUAAUUCAUUUUUUAUAUUCAUAUUUUUAUAUAUUUUUAAAUAUUUUUUCGUUGGAAUUAUGACUCGAGACACGUGAUAGCUCAUAUUUUACCUAUGAACUGACAAAUAUAUUUGAUUAUUUUUUUUUUUCGUUAUACAGAAUUUUAUUAUCAUUUAAUUAUUAUUUUUUUCUGUGAUUGCACUAGCAAUUCGAAUGUGCCUCGACUACACCACAAUGCCAAACAAAAAAUGUAUCGAAAAAAAAACCAUUAAAUUUCGACAAAAAUAUUUCGAUUUCUACAAAGAAAUCAUU